AGCAGAGGCAAGGACCACUCUUCUGCCACCGGUACAUCAUGUGCAUGCAUGUACUAUGAUAGUACCGCUACAGUACAGCUCUCUACAGUACCGGUACUGUAUGGUAGUACCUGGGUACCUGGUACCAGUAAUUAGUCUGGUUUCAGCAUCAGGUGAUGUUUUGGGUGUCCCGAGUGACGAGUCGAGUCCAGAUUCGAUUCCAUUCGGCUUUUGUAAAAGAUAUGAGCUCAAACUAGUUUGGUCAGAUUUAGGCCGUCCCUGGAAAGUUAAUGCGUUGUACACCCGUGAACGAAAUUGAAGGGUUAAAUUACGUACCGGUACCCACGUCUCCACACUUUUUGUACCGGUACCGGUACAUGUACCGGUUCCGCUCAAUUGCUUUUGCCAGCAUCAAAAUUCAGAGCAUCAUCACUCUUCUAAAGGCACUUCUCAAGUCUCCCAAGCCGCAGCUCGCACCUAUUCACACUAAUCCUACCGUCUCCACCUAGCUAGCUAGCUUUGUUGCUGAACGAGCUUCUGGAGGUUCCGCGUUCCAUUUUUGAGUUUGGAGGACGCUAUCUUGGCGCUAAAAGCAGAAAAAGGAUGAUGACAGAAAAGGACGACUAUGGCUUGGUGAGGCCAAGCACUGAGGAUGUCGAAAAGGGAGCAAGAGAAGCCGAAAGUAUCAAGGCAAAUUCGUUCAAGAAUUCGACAGACCAUGUCCGUUAUCGAAUGAUCAAGAAGUCCCUCUUCAAAUAUUGGGAGCUCAAAGUGCUCCAGCUUGCUCUGGGUGUGUAUAUCACUAUCGCCACGUUUGUGCCUACUGGUACAUUCAGUGAUUGGGGUGGUUUUGUUACUGCUUCAGUUGGAUACAUCAUCGAUCCUGCCUCCGAGGAGAGAACACAAGAAGGUGUCAUUCUGACUCGAGGGGCUCUUAGAGCUGUGGUUGCUACCAACGACUUCCAGAUGGCAUGUGUCGCCAUCACUCGCUUUACUGCUUUCUUCAUGUAUCCAGCCUUGAUUCUGGUCUUCUUCACAAAGUUUCGGUUCACCAUGACACUACUGUCAGCAACCCCACUAGUUCUCUGGAUAAAUCAAGAUCUCCAUGAUCUUCACAGCUAUUGUGGCUGGGUAAUUGCUGUUGAUGGGAUCCUUCAUACCAUAUUUCAUGUGGGACGCUGGGCAGACCAAGGCAAUCUAUCGCUUCUCAUUCACCAUUGGUCAGGCAGCUCAGGUGUGGCAAUGGUCAUCUCAGUGAUUGCCAUUUGCAUUCCAAUGAUGUUCAAGACCCUCAAACUGAAGAUGAACUAUGAAGUGCGAAAAGGCCUUCAUUACUUCUUUGUUGUCUUUGCCAUUGCCCUCACUUUUCACACCACCCCCACUUCAAUGCCAAAUGGUGGUUUCACCUGCUACAUCUUCAGCAUGUUGAUUAUCUGGUACUUUGUGGAUGUGUUACUUGUCUAUCUGUUCAUGUCAGAGAAAAUUGAGACCACCGUUUUUCAUGUUUUGCCCUCUGGUGUCCAGGUGACCAUGAGAGUCUCAAAGCGCUUUCAGGCAAUGGGAAAUCAGGGAGGAUUCUGCUAUGUUUGCUUCCCGUGGGUUGACCGCAAAGAAUGGCACGCCUUCUCACUGUUUGAGAAUCCAUCCAACCCAGAAGAGCGUCAAAUCUUCCUCCUCAAAACUGGAGACUGGACGGAAAAGGUGCAUCAUCUCUUAGAACGUGACACAGUGAGGCCUGUGUGGGUCCAGGGACCUUUUCCUUCUCCAUACAACCGAGCCAUGGACUAUGACAAUCAAAUCUUAAUUGCUGGUGGCAUUGGGAUUACCCCAGCCCUUAGUGUGAUCAGAGCUCACAAGGAAAGCCGGAGGACCAAUCUCAUAUGGGCGGUGCGAGACCCAGCAAUGCUGGAGUUCUUUUUGGACCAUGCCUACCUGGACCAUCGAGGCUGGAACCUGAUCUUUUACACGGGAAAGGCUCCACUUGUGAAUGCAACUAUCGAAAGUCUCACAGGCACCAACGUGUGUGUUAUCAGGGCUCGGCCAAAUAUUAACUCUGUGGUACGAAACAUCAUUUAUGGAAUAGAAUCAGGAGUGGGAAAGCCUGAGAGGUACUUGCCAAGUGAGAAAGCUGCAGCAACCCAAGCCCUAGUACAAAAGCUCGAAGAACUUGAUGAGGUGAAGGGUCUCUCAUCCAGCGAUAAGUUGGUGCAGCUUUCGGAGCUUGCAGGGGAGCUUGGAUUCCUCUUUUCUGAUCUGGUCGAGGACCUGGAUCUGGAUGGCAGCAAGGACAAUGACGGGAUGGAUGAAUCCGACAACAAUGACUUCACCGUAACCACGCAUACUGACGAAGGGUCCUCACAUGCACUGGCUGGUCGCGGUAACCGUAGAGACUCGAUUGUGCUCUGGCAGUUCAGACGAGCGGGACAAUUCCUCUCCAGCAGGUCCUUGCGAAAUGUUCCCUCGUCAUCGUUGGAGGAGCUGAAAGAAUUUCAAAGGUUGCAUGCAUCUCAGGGAGAGGAACAGGAGAGCGAUGAAGAGGAAGACAAGCCCCGUGGAGACGAGGAGGAAGGUGCUGCAUUGCUGUCGGACGAUUGUGGGAACGAGGGUGCUUGCCAGAUUCAAAGUGGCGAGGCCAAGCCAUCCAAACCUCAUCUUGUCCAAGCCAUUCCUGGACCUCAGAGAGCUCUGUCUGAAAAGUACUUGACAUCCCUGAUGGGCCCUGCUAGGAUGAUACGCAGCAGCAGGUCGUUUCGAACAUCCCAUCGAAACCUGCCAGUAUCAUUUCGCCAGAACCGCAGGCGUCGCUCAUCUGCGAGCGAGUUUGUGGGCAACAUGAUGGAAGACGCAUCAUUGGCGUUCCAGCCAUGGGACGAAGAUCUCUUGGCGGAGGAAGCAGAAAACUUCCUACAGAACUUAGCACCUGAAAUCCUUCAGAGCUGGGGUAUUUUGUACUGUGGCGGUGCCAACAAAAUUGAGAAGCAACUGAAGAAGACUUCGGAGAGGUACGGGCUGGACCUACACUCAGAAUCGUUUUCGUGGUAGACGCUGCCUGUGCCAGAGCGCCCCGAGAUGCGCCUUUUGCAUGUAUUGUAACUGAACCAAUGAUAACUAGCUAGGACUAGCUUAGUAGACUAUGCGAUUUAUCCCUUCGUCAUCGGUUUCAACAUCUUCACAAAUACACGCACUGGUAGCUGCUGUAGUG
This is a messenger RNA of Seminavis robusta, 3181 nucleotides long. The record is from the annotation of a GenBank genome assembly. Lineage: Eukaryota; Bacillariophyta; Bacillariophyceae; Naviculales; Naviculaceae.